GGUGGAGGACCAUUGAAAAUCCUGCUGGGUAGCUCCCGGGUCGUUCUGAAGCUCCUUUUAAAAAUCCUUCUUCAAUGCUGCCUCCCGGUAGAUGGCAGCUCCGCCGGGCGCGGAGGCAGCGCGGAGGCAACGCGGACGGAUGGAGUAGGGCGGGCCGGGGCGCCGCGCCGCGCCCGUUCCCCACGCGUGUCCCCGCUCCCACCGCGGGCGGAGAGGCUUCGCCGCCGCCCCAGGUUGAUGUCGCCAUGCAGCACUAUGGGGUGAACGGAUACUCCCUGCAUGCCAUGAACUCACUGAGCGCCAUGUACAACCUGCACCAGCAGGCAGCCCAGCAAGCACAGCACGCGCCCGACUACCGGCCCUCAGUGCACGCCCUCACCCUGGCGGAGAGACUGGCUGACAUCAUUUUGGAGGCACGUUAUGGAUCCCAGCACCGCAAACAAAGGCGAAGUCGCACGGCCUUCACUGCCCAACAGCUGGAGGCACUGGAGAAGACCUUCCAGAAGACACACUAUCCAGAUGUAGUGAUGAGAGAGCGGCUGGCUAUGUGCACAAAUCUGCCUGAAGCCAGGGUCCAGGUUUGGUUCAAGAACCGAAGGGCCAAAUUCCGGAAGAAGCAGCGUAGCCUCCAGAAGGAGCAGCUGCAGAAGCAGAAGGACUGUGAAAGCAGCCACAGUGAGGGGAAGACGGAACCACCUGUGCUGGAGACCCAGUCCACAAUACCUGACACUGAGAAGACUCAGAGCAUCCCAAGUGAGGUGAGCACAGACCUCAACCUAACCCUGUCGGAGCAGUCAGCCAGUGAAUCAGCGCCUGAGGACCAGACUGACAGAGAGGAGGAGUUUAAGAGCACCUUGGAUGAGGCUAAAGUGGACAAGAGUCCUGGUGUGGACGGCAAGGCUUUGAACUGCAAGAGAGCGAGCCCAAAAUCAGAGUCUCCCAUCAGCGCGACCGUGACUCCUUCAUCUAGCAGUGGCCUGGCUCAAACUCACUCCUACUCCUCCUCACCCCUGAGCCUCUUCCGCCUGCAGGAGCAAUUCCGCCAGCACAUGGCAGCUACCAACAACUUGGUCCAUUACUCCUCCUUCGAAAUGGGGACACCGUCUGCCAUGCCCUACUUGGGCAUGAAUGUCAACAUGGCGCCUCUGAGCUCCCUGCACUGUCAGUCGUACUACCAAUCUCUCUCCCACGCUCAGCAGGUCUGGUCCUCACCCAUCCUGCAGGCCUCCAGCUCUCUUCCAAGCCUGAACAGUAAAACAACAAGUAUUGAGAACCUAAGGCUCCGGGCAAAGCAGCAUGCAGCAUCCCUUGGGCUUGACACCCUACCCAACUGACUGCCAGAUGGGCAACCGUUGCCCAUAAGAAGAUGCACCGGAGGUCAGCACCAGACAUGUCACUCCUGGAACCCCUUCCACCCUCAUCUCUUCCUGGAGUAAGGUGCUCCCUAUCAGGGAAAACUUUGCAUUAACUAAUGUCUUACUAGCACCGCAAUUGCAUCAGACACUGCUACUGGCUUGGUCUUCUUUAAAUAUUUGAGGAGGAAGAGGGAGAGGAUGUGUGUUUAGACAGAUGAACUGUCCCUUUGGACUGCUGUGAGUUAAGCCUGUAACAUUCAGAAAGAGCUCCCUCACCUCAUCCCUGCGAUAAUGUGCCAACCGUGUUAUAUACACCCUUUUUUGUUGUCGAUGCAUUCUUUGGGAAAACAAAGAGUCCUGCUUUGUCUUGUACAUAGUUUACAAUGUUGAAAGCAUCCACCGCCCGUGUGUUACUGUCAGUGUUACAGAACUGUGGCCUCUUUUGCUUUUAUUCCCCCUUCUCUCUCAGUUUUGGUAGCUAGUCCCAAAGUCACAAAUCAGCCACGCUCCCAACACAGCUAGUUGCUCUUCUUGGGUUCAGAGUCUUAAUGGUGCUUAGAGCAAAGAAAAACCAUUAUGCAAUUCACUGCUCCACUUCUCUCUUCUCUGCUAAAGCUGAUAUUAUAACGGCCAGGAAAUGAUGCAACAGUGAAUUUCCUGUUUAAGCACUUCCAAAAAGGCAAGUGUUUUUUCCUUUACUUUCUAAUAGCACUUGUUCACAGACAGAGGACAAAAUGCUGGCCAAAUGCUGCUGGCUGGGGAGAAAAAUGAAAGCCAAAUUCACAUGGUUACUUUUGACUUGAUUGUUUCCUCUUUGGUCUUCAGUGAAGUGUAAACUCCCCCAUUUACAAAUUAUGGGGUUUUCUUUUUGGAGAGCAUUUUGGUCUAGCUUCGACAAUAGAGAACAAUAAAAACUUGGUAUGAACUCCCACUGUGUUCAUACACCAUGAAUUAUAUGGUUCCUUGACAAAACCACGAUUAAUGCAAGCUGUUCUUAGAAAAACGCUCCGAUCACCAAAUUCUACCCUCAAGCUGUGCAGCUUCAGACCCUGCUUAGCAAGUGAGAAUGUAACAAGUGAAAAAUGCUGCAAUGCUGGAGGCCAAGCGGGGUGAUAAUCGGGGGCUUUCUAUUCCCUGCAGCGAGGAGUAGAUUGGCUUGCCAAAAGUACCAUGUCCCCAAGCAACCAAAACUCACCAACUGCAAAGUGAUUUCAGUCCACAGUUUUGGCCUCAUUUCUCUGGAAUGACCCUUCAUUUUAGUAAUCCACCCAGAGUGUUUUUCCUUCUUGAGAAGCGACUUUUCUACCAACCCAAAGGACUUUUUUAUUUAUCUUCUCCAAACCAAAUAAAUCCUUUGAACUCACCAUACCAAGAAGCAGGGAGGGAGGAAACCCAGAUCUAAUCUAGUAUUGCCUAGGACCAAAAAUGCAGACUGGCUCUGUGGCAGGUGCUAGGUUGGAAUCCAAAGGGUGUCAGGCGGGUCUGCCACUAACACGCAGCAGAGCUGGGCUAAUUCACUGCAGGCCAUCAUCUGGUCCCUGCUCGAUUUAAAGAAGAAAUGGAGAGGCAACGUGUGCAUAGCCUACAUAACUUCUUGCUCCCAUCUUACUUCAUACCAAUGCAGAAGCCGUGGGUUGAGUUACCUCUUUAAACACGAGGGGGAAAGGGUGUUUUCAACUGCAAUAAUGCAUCUUAAAAAAGCAUCUAAAAUCCCUUAAACUGAGGCAUAAGAAUAGCCAAAUGUGGUGGGAAAUGAUGCUUUAUCCCUCUUAAAAUUGGAGCAAGAAAGGGAAGGGCAGCUCAUCGACCGCACAAACUUCCAAGGUAAAUGGAACAUCUUCCCUAAAUAGUUCUGCUCUGCCAAAUGCUUCAGUUUGGGGCUUUCUUUCCUUCCUCAGUUUUCCUGACUUUGUCAGAUCAGGUCCCGUGACCAGCAGAAUUUUAUGCUUUGCCAAAACCAAAUGCAUUUGUGGGAUGUCGAUUUUUGGCUGCCACUUUCAAAGGACUCCAAUGAAAUUAAAACCACCAAAGCACAUUUACUGUCUCCAAGAAGAUCCUUUGAACACCCCAGCUUUCACUUCGGUAGCACUGGGUGCCUGUCACCCAAACCAGGGACAUCAGAACAAAGCUUUCGUUUUUGUCCUCCCCUUCUCCAAAAAGCCAUAAGCCCCUUUUUUGUCACCAGGGCAGAUGCAGCCUUUCCAUGGGAAAAGCUGCUCAUCUGCCUCCAUCUGAUGCAGCCACAUCACAUUUCUUAUGUUGAGAUUAUUAACAGAAAAAAAAAAAAAAAUCCAUAUACCAUUGCCUCACAUCUAUAUAAGCCCACCAAAACAUUUAACGCCAAUUUUUCUUUUAAAUUUUUAUUUCCCUAUGGCCAAAAUUAAGUAAAACUUCCAUAACGAGAGUAAGCUUACGCAUAAUGCAGAAACUGAUUUGGAAGUACAAAAAGCAAGAAUUCAGGCUCCCAGCUUGUACAACUUCUGUAAAGAAUUAUCUGUCAAAACAGACCCUUUCCUGCAAAUUGUUUUAAUGCCUCUGAGAAUUUGGAAAAAAAAAUAGGAAAAAAAAAAAUAUAUAUAUAAAGAGGAACUCCCCAACCAACUCAAGGCUAUAUAUAGUAUAUAGUAUAUACAGUGGAAAGAUUGAGGGGGAUGGUACUGUGUCAUUCCUCUUCACAUUUUAAAAGCCUGAAAACGUUAUUGAGUGAAAAGGACAGAUGCAAACCUCCCCCGACUGCUGAUGGUGAAGGUGAGGUCUGCUCGUUCCCUGUCCUUUCCGAGCUAUUUGGGAAAGUGAAUCUGUUGAUGGAGUCUCAGAAACAGAACAGAAAGAGGAUUCCCUCCCCUUGCUGUCCCUGAAGAGAUCUGAUCCACUUCCUUUCCUUGGUGAACCAGCCAUGGCUUCAGCCCUUGCUUAUUGAAUUUGUAAGGGUUUUAGCUACGGUCCAUGCAGCAUAAUGGCCCAUGAGAAAACAAGUCAUGAUAUUCAGGGUAAGAGUUUGCAGCAAAAUUUCUCCUGCUCUGCAAGAGAAGUCUGAUAUGUAUUAAUAAAAUGAAAGAGGCAUUCAAAUGGUGCAGUAGAAAUACCAGUAAUGAUGCUGGGAGGAAGAAAAAAAUCUGCUUUUUUUUUUCCUUUUAUACAUUAUUUUUCUUUUCACAUCAGACAAGUGGAAAUAUCCUUUAUGUUUUACCCUUUAUCCUUUGUUCCCAUAUGGGAACAAUGGGCAACGCAAGUUUUUCCUCCACUUCCCCCGUCAAAAAUCAUCAUUUAAUGUGCAGGUAAUACAAAAAUGCUCCCAAACAUAAAAAUAAGCCUCAACAAAUGGACCACUCCCUGCACCUCUUUUCUCACUGAGGCAUUUCGUAACAAGGAAUUCUAGCAGCUCCAGAUCUCUGUUCCCAUUGCAGCCAGCCAAGGGCAGAUGGACACAGAGGGAACUGGAUCUGUUUUUGUCCCAUGUGCCACGCAUGGUUAUUUCCAUUAGCAUGACAACUUACAGCAACUUCAGGGCACUUCUGAAGAGUUCACACGAAAAGGAUUAAACAAACCUCUGCAGAGAAGAAACGUGAAUUCAAAUCUACCAUAUUCUAUUAGUUUAAUUACAGUAGCUACGAAACAUAACUCAAUUAGGCUUAAAAAAAUUCAAUUACAGAAAUUUCCUGCUGGUUUUUACAAGCUGUGUUGAUUUUUCUAUCCCUCCUUCCUUAAUCCUCCAUGUACCCCUUGCUGAUUUUUUACGAUCUGUCCCAGAGCAAUGCAAUACACCUCCUGUGUUUACUGUUGAGCGAAAAAAAGCUAUUUCUCUAAGUAGAUCUGCUUUCAAUCCAAACUUGUGAUAGUAGGAUAGGAAGAGAUUGUUGCAAUGAGGAAAAAAAGAAUAUCCAGCAAAGCGCAAACGAACAAACAAAAUCUGUGUGUGGAUUCUCACCAUGUCCCAAAUCAUUAAACAUCCUUUGCUUUCCAGACCUCUCAGAUGCACUGUUUCAUCCCCAGCUAUGACGACAGUGAUGGUCACGUUGUCCCCUGGUUUCUAGAGCUGCCUGAGGAAGGGAUAUACAAGCCAAGCUGCCAGUGUCACCUCUUCCAUAAAUGGAUGCCUCUCUUUGAUGAGGGCUCUGAUUAAUGCCAACACUGAUUGUGCCACUGGGACCUGUGAGUUCAGAUAUGUCCCAGGUCAUGAAAUCUUUCUCGUUUCAGAAGAACCUACCAAGGAGCUGCAGAUGCUUUUUCCCUGGAGGUGUUGAAGGCCAGGUUGGAUGGGACUCAGGGCAGUCUCAUCUGGUGCCUGCUUUAGUGGUUGGCAUUCCUGUUCAGGGCAAAGGGGUGGAUUUAGAUGAUCUUUGAGGUUCCUUUCAACCCAACCCAUUCUAUGAUUCUAUGACUUUAAAGUAAGACCCCAACACUGCUCUGAACUGCUCUGACGCCACGGUGGAGCAAUUGUACUGAUUUCAAACAAAAUUUAGCCCCAGCAUUAAUUUGUAAAGAAUAAAAAAUCUGUCAUAUAGGAACAGAAUCAUAUAAUUUAUUUUUAUUUUUGGAGCAGUCUGGGCCCCAGGCUAAAAGCCUUCUGCAAAAGCUGAGAAAGACACAAACAAAACCCAUAGUGCAUCUGCUGCCCUACAGAUGGCCAAAGCCUUUUUAAACUAUUCUAGUUAUUGAGCAGGUCUAUCUCAUGCUGGAGAAAUUUAGGUGUGUCUGUGCAAAAGAAAACGACUUCUUGGUUUCUUUUCUCAUGCCAGGAGGCAAUCAAUCUUUUUCCAGCUUCUGACCCAAGGUAUACAGUUAGCUCCAAUGUGUAAAUGUGUUUGUGUGUCAAACCUAUCUUGCAAAGGAACAAAGGCUUCUAAAGGAAAACAAAAAGGAAAACAAAGUAAAAUACUGUACAGAUUGCUGUAAAAUUGAGCUGUAGUGUAAGAAUUUGUGCUUUAGAAUUCACUAUCGAGGAACUCAAACUUGUAUCAUAUUUAUUUAUUCUGAUAGGUAAAAGAAGAAGAAGAAAAAAAAAGAGUUUAUAUUCAUUUCAGAAAAGCUGCAGCAUGAUGCUAUGUACCAAUUGUGCCAGUCCUGCUUUCUGUAAAAUUAUUGCCUGUUUUCAUACACCACUAAUAAAAAGGGG
Messenger RNA from Gallus gallus (chicken), 6471 nucleotides. It is a transcript of the gene DMBX1, whose product is annotated as diencephalon/mesencephalon homeobox 1. The record is from RefSeq and is marked validated. The coding region runs from base 75 to 1334 and encodes 419 amino acids. Lineage: Eukaryota; Metazoa; Chordata; Aves; Galliformes; Phasianidae. Gene Ontology annotation, biological process: regulation of transcription by RNA polymerase II. Gene Ontology annotation, molecular function: DNA-binding transcription factor activity, RNA polymerase II-specific; RNA polymerase II transcription regulatory region sequence-specific DNA binding. The transcript is spliced from 5 exons.